AUGGAGCACGACCCGAGGGUCAAUCGCGAUGAACAGUAUCCCUUGCUAAAAGUGGAAGCAGCAGAUGGUGGUGGAGACACAAAACUUCAACAGCCUCCAAGUGUUGUGACUACUGGCUGGACUGCAAGUCGCACUCCGAAGCCAUCGUGGCUUAACCGUUGGCCAGAGUGUAUGUCUGCCUGUUGGAUGACCAUUAUAGUGUUUGCAGUAUCAUUCCUCGUAUUCUAUAGUUUGGGAAUAUAUGUGGCCUAUAGACGUCAACCGGUCGUCGUCUUCAAGUGCAACAACUCGAAACCAGCGAGCGAUGUUUAUUACCACCACGUAGUACAAAAGGGAUCCUACAUUCCUCUUACAAUAUAUUCUGAAUACCUCUCAGCGAUGGCCGUACAGUACCCAUCGCUACGAUUCAAUGUUUAUUUUCUUGUUGAUGACUUUGCGCAAAAUGGAAAGAGACCUAGGCUAUUCAAGCGACUCCCUGCAAUACCUGGAACGCUUAACGUAAUUGUGGAACAAAGUAACAGAAGAGAGAUUAGGGACUUCCAAAGAAGGUAUCAAAACGUUAAUAUAACUAUAAUGACUCUCGGUAAAUUUAUGGCAAAGGCACCGUUAAGAUACAAGUGGAAGAGCAUUCCGUCGAUGUAUCUGCCGUUUUAUGCAAGGAUUCUCUCGGUCUGGCAAACUGGGGGUAUUGGAAUAGAUCUUGACACAUUUAAUAACCUUUAUAACAAUCGACAAGAUGUCAGUAAUAAAAUUGAAGCAAUAUUGAAACAGCAUAACGAAGGUAUAGACACGGACAAAUACAUGGAUAUAUUUAACUCCAUGAAACGCGAUGACGAUAACGAAAUAUUUUCCUUGUUUUUCAAUGUAAUACACAACUUAAUGAACCAAACAAGCUCUUUUUUCAAUCUGGAUGUUUCCCCGGAUAUAAAACUUCUUGAUAGGAUGCCGCUCGUUAGAACACAUAGAAAUAAACGGGAAAUUAUGGAAGAACUACCACUUAAUAAUGCGUCUGAUGCAAGUAAUAUUACCGAUAAAAACACUUCAGUCACCGAGGCAACGCCAAUUAUCUCUACAGAAAUAAUUCAAGUAUCAACUUUAAACCUGACUGAGGACAAAGCUAAUAAAAGUCAUGCAAGUUUUGUUGGGCCAGCUGACAUGAAAAUAAAAAGUCCAGGUCGACUAAUACCGAUGCCUCUUGAUUUUCCUCAAGUGAUGAUAUUUUACGACUUCCUAGUAUCAGACGAUGUUGGCCCAUCUUAUCCAGCCUUGGCUCCUAUCAAUCCAGCUACGCCUAUGAAAAUAACUGAGUUUAAAAAACUGGCUAAGCACGGGACAAUGUCUAAUCAUCUAUCUGUAAGCUUCGACGGAGCUUUCGUUGCAGCUCCGAUGUGCUAUCACCCAUUUUUGACUCAACUUUUGUCGACAGGAUGCAAAAGAGAAAACCCGAGUAUUGCCAUCAAAGAUACUUUUAUGAGCCAAUGUUCGACUUUCUUGAGAGAUGACGUACACACCAGGUUGUUUUGUCAGCACCCGACGUUCUCAGCUAGUAUUUUGUAUACAUAUUUCUAUGGUGUUCUUGGUUUGAUUAUCAGCAUCCAUGAUUUGAAGAAGCACUUUGGAGAGAUACAAGUUGAUGGAAAACUGAGUCUCAAUUUUCGUGAUGCGAUGAUCGUUCAUGACAUAAAAGUUAUAGUUUCAUCUAUUGGAUUGGUCCAGUACGUGUGCCUUUUAAUGGGAUGCUUUACCGAAAACCCUGGACUACUUCUUCCUCACUUGGCUGGCCAACUCAUAGCAGUGUCCCUUAAAAUAGCCAAUGUAUUUUUAUUUCUGAAACAAAUGAAGUUGCGGUCGUUCGGUAUUCUGGGUAAUAAAUUGACCGCUAUCUUCGUUAUGGCUUUUAACUGGCUUCAAGAGUUUUGUGUUUUCAGACAGUAUUUAUGUAUCUGCGAUCUUUGA
Molecule: messenger RNA, 1956 nt
Organism: Pieris macdunnoughi
Lineage: Eukaryota; Metazoa; Arthropoda; Insecta; Lepidoptera; Pieridae
Source: the annotation of a GenBank genome assembly